Fundulus heteroclitus (mummichog) is the source of this 7008-nucleotide messenger RNA. Its product is annotated as spindle pole body component 110-like. Bases 794 to 6634 code for a protein of 1946 amino acids. The record is from RefSeq and is a predicted model, not a curated record. Gene Ontology annotation, biological process: DNA integration. NCBI's taxonomy places the organism in Eukaryota, Metazoa, Chordata, Actinopteri, Cyprinodontiformes, Fundulidae. The transcript has 2 exons. Gene Ontology annotation, molecular function: nucleic acid binding.
GGAGCCAUUUGUUUAUUUUAGUUACUUGACAACAUACUUUCUUAAUUUCUAUAUAUCUUAUUUCUAUGCCAGUUUGUUUCCAUGUUUCCAUCUAUAGGUGAAGACGGGAACUGCGCCUUUAAAAGGCUGUGAUGCAGGACAGCAGCUGUGUCUGAUACAAGCUGAGACAGUCAUUGACCGUGAUUGGCACUGCAAACUUGGACUGAUCUUUUGUUAUACUCAAGUUUAAUUUGUUACAAUAAACCAUCAAAGGACACACAAUAAUCAUCUCCCGGAUUUAAUUUCACGCGUCAGACCACAGUAUUGGACACCCAAGGUGGGAAAGGUUGUUAAGGAAAACAAACAAAGAAACAAAGAAAUGGUAAAAACAAACAAAUUGAAACAACAACUUUACCACUACAUUAGUCAAUGACUAUGCUUGAUGUAUGGAAACGACAAAGAGAUGAUUGGAUUGCGUGGAUGCCGAAAGAUGGAAUUGUUUGAAUGAGGCCGCCACGCCAACUGGAAACAAAGGAAUACACCUUGAAGGAGGUACGUGCCACAUUAAAUUCUUUGGACUAUACAAGUGAACCUGGAUUGAAAUGGAUUUAAGUUGGAAAGAAAUUAUUUCAGAAAUUAUUAAAGAAACGAAAGUUUAAUUUUGGAUGAGCGUGGAGCUUAAGUUUUGCUUGAAAGAACAAGAAUGUUGAAAGAAACGCUGCUGGACGAAUAAUUGAUUUUGUUUUUAAAUACUAAAGGAGGAAAGUAUUUACUUUGUUUGGAAAGUUUCUAACAAACUGUUUUGUGUUGAGAAAUGGAUGACUCCGACAGAGAGGAAGCUCCAGGCCCGUCUGCAGAGCCAAGAGAGGUUGCAGCAAAUCUCCGUGCCUCGAGGUCUGGUAAAAUGUCGCAUCUAACGCGACGGAUGAAUAUUGUGAACAGGCUUAUGCAAAACAAUGAACAUGUGGAAGAGAUUAAAGGCAAUAUGCUUAAGUAUAAUGAUAUGUUGAAAGAAUUCAAAGCCAUAAAUGUAUCGUAUCAAGAAAUGUUAGAUGAAGAAGAUAAAAUCCUUGAUACAAAAACGUGGUUGGAGCCUCAUAUGGAGCAAAUCAACGCGUUCCUUGCCAAUGUGGAAACAUGGCUCGCAAAUAUCGGACAUUUGAAGCAAGACGGUGUCUCAUUCGAACUGCCUUCGUCUGAUGCAUCACCAAAUAUGCAAACAAAUAUUGAAGAAGACGACAAGCGCUCUGUUUGCUCCUCUGUGAGGAGCAAUGCCUCAAGCGCAUCUUUACGCAUAAGGGCAGAGGCCGAGCGCGCCGCACUGAUUGCAAAAGCAGCAGCUUUAAAAGAUAAGCACGCAUUAGAACACGAACAAGAACAACUUGAAAAGAAACGUGCUGAACUUAGAAAGAGAAGAGAAACGCUAGACGUCCUUACUGAUAUAGCAGCAACAACUGCGAAAAUCAAUUAUUUGAAAAACGCUGAGAAUGUAGAAGUUAUGGACCCACUGAGCACAUCACAAGAUGCCAUGAACGCAUACUUUAAUGCAGCGCAUAAUUCACCUGUUCAGGCAGAGGAAAAUCAGCCUGUUGUGAGACCCAAAGAACCUGUUGGGAGACCACUCUCGCAAUUGUUAAAUAUUGAGAGCUUACAACAAGAAAAUACUCAGAGAAUGUUUACGUUGCCGACUCAGAUUCCCACACAUACAAGUCCCAAUAAUUUCUCAACGAACACAAGUCAACAGUCUGCAAUUUUAACAACUGUUCUUGAAAAGCAGAAUCAAUUAACAGACAUAAUGGUUAAACAACAAAGACUCUCUACACUGCCAAAAAUCAAUCUGAUUGUUUUUGAUGGAGACAUUCUUCAGUAUCAGUCAUUCAUGCAAACGUUUGAACAUGUUAUUGAAAGGAAGAGCAAAGAUGACCAAGACAGAUUUCACUUUUUAAUGCAGUACACAAAGGGUCAAGCGCAUGAUCUUGUGAAGAGUUGUCAGCACAUGGCGGCAAGUAGAGGCUACCUCAAAGCAAAGCAACUGCUGAAAGAGACCUUUGGUAAUGAGUAUAGACUUUCUUGUGCAUAUAUGGAAAAGGCUCUAAAUUGGCCUGUAAUCAAAUCGGAAGAUCCCAAGUCAUUGAAAGAAUACGCUUUGUUUCUCAGAACAUGUUGUAAUGCUAUGGAAGAUCUACACUACAUGGAUGAAUUGAACACUGUGACUAACUUAAGAAAUGUUAUGCUGAAACUCCCAUUCAGGUUGAGAGCAAAAUGGCGUGCAGAAGCACACGAGCUGCAGACCAUGGGUAGGAUUAAAAUGCUUGAUUUAGUCACUUUCAUUGAAAGACAAUCCAGCAUAUUGUCAGACCCAAUCUAUGGCAACAUCCAGGAUGCAAGCUCUGUCCGUGGAAAACCCAAGGUAACACCGAAACCAAAAUCUAAAGGAACAUUUGCCACAAAUGUAAAUGUGAGUCCACAAGAACACAGAAAUGCAUAUCUUUCGUGUAUGUUUUGUAAUGGAGCUCAUGAAUUGGAAGCAUGUUUGCAUUUCAAAUCAAAACUGCAUAAAGAAAAAAUUGCAUUCCUUAAACAAAAUGGAGUAUGUUUUGGAUGUUUGAAAAAGGUUGGACAUUUGAGUAAAGAUUGCCCAAAGCGGCUUAACUGUUCAAUUUGUAAAAAUAAUCAUCCCAGUAUGCUACACAUUAAUGCAGAGCGAUCUGUUCCAGCUCCUGUUAACAGCGCACAGGUGUCACUCAGAGCUGGAGAACACGCCGGGGCCGGUGACCGGGACAAUGGUGCAGACUGCUUGCUGUCUAUUGUUCCUGUGAAAGUGAAACACGCUAAAGGAAGGAAAACCAACAUACUGCUCCGUACCAUGUCGCAAGAGAAGGCCACAUCUGCAAACAUCAUUACAGGCCUGGAGGUGAGCGCCAUUGAUUCCAGGGAGUUCAUCAACUUACCUGAGGUGUACACCCAGAGCAACAUGCCAGUGAGCACCAACAGCAUACCCAGUGAAGUUGAACUCAGAGCUUUCACCUACUUGAAAGAGGUAAAGAUUCCCAGAAUCAAAGCGAAUGUGGAGUUGUUGAUUGGCAGCAAUGCUCCAAAGGCGCUUGAACCAUGGGAAGUUAUUAACAGCGAAGAUAAUGGACCAUACGCUGUGAGAACAGUUCUUGGAUGGGUCAUAAACGGACCAAUGCAAAGACCAAGGUAUGAUGGUAAUACAGUUGUCUCUGCAAAUAGAAUCUCAGUUGCAAGCCUAGAAGAAUUGUUGAUGCAACAAUACAAGCAUGACUUUUAUGAGAGCCAAGAGGAAAGGCUUGAAAUGUCUUUUGAGGACAAGAUGUUUAUGACUAAAGCAGAACAAUCUGUUAAAUUACUCAAUGGACAUUAUGUUUUAGACUUACCUUUUCGAAACAAAGGCAUUGUUAUGCCACACAACUACCAAGUGGCAGAACAGCGGCUUGCUUCUUUGAAAAAGAAAUUUUUAAAGAACAGUCAAUUCAGAGCUGAAUACACUGAUUUUCUCUCUGAAGUUAUUAGUAAUGAACAUGCUGAACUUGUGCCUGAAAAUGAAAUUGAAAGAACUGAUGGAAGACUUUGGUACAUUCCACAUCAUGGGGUGUACCACCCUAAGAAGGGAACACUUAGAGUUGUUUUUGACUGUGGUGCAACGUACUGUGGAACCUCUUUGAACUCAGAACUCUUGCCAGGUCCAGAUCUGACAAGCUCUCUCCUAGGAGUUCUCUUGAGAUUCAGACAAGAGCACGUCGCAGUGAUGGCAGACAUUCAGAAGAUGUUUCACCAAGUCCGAGUCACUAAAUCUGACAUAGACUUUUUGCGGUUCUUAUGGUGGCCAAAUGGGGACAUCAGUAAGCCAGCUCUUCAAUUUCGGAUGUUGGUGCAUCUUUUUGGAGCUGCCUCUUCGCCAAGCUGUGCGAACUUUGCACUCAAGCAAGCAGCCAAAGACAACAGUGAUUUAUACCAUCCAGACAUUGUUAAAACUGUGCAAUGCAAUUUCUAUGUGGAUGAUCUCUUGAAAUCUGUCUCAACAGAACAACAAGCCAUUGAAUUGGUCAAGCAGGUCUCUUCACUGUGUGAGAAAGGAGGAUUCCACCUGACCAAGUGGCAGAGCAACAGCAAAGCAGUAAUCGCAAGCGUUCGAAAGCAGGAUAGAGCACGUGCCAUUGGAGAGCUUGAGUUGGACAGAGACAAACUGCCUCUUGAAAGAGCGCUUGGACUGCUGUGGAGUGUUGAGGAGGAUGUCUUUAAAUUCAACAUCAUUGUGAAAGAUAGACCACACACACGCAGAAACAUCCUCUCCACAGUAAGCUCAAUUUACGACCCAUUAGGUUUUUUGAGCCCUCUCAUCCUUCCAGCAAAGCUACUUUUGCAAGAGUUAUGCAAGUCUAAAUGUGAGUGGGAUGACAGAGUACCUCAAUCAGCUUCGGAUAGCUGGCAGAAAUGGCUGAGCAGUCUUGAGGUUCUGAAGGACUUCAAUGUGUCCAGAUGUUUGAAACCACCUGACCUUAAGUCACCUCUGCAUUUUGAAAUCCAUCACUUCUCAGAUGCUUGUGACCAUGGCUAUGGCACAGUAAGCUUCCUAAGAAUGACCACCACCAACAAGAUCCAUGUCGUGUUUAUGCUUGGUAAAGCACGAGUUGCUCCACUAAAGCAAAUGACCAUUCCACGCAUGGAGCUCACUGCUGCAGUGCUAGCAGCAAAAGUGGACAAAAUGCUGAAAAAAGAAAUUGAAUAUCCACUCAGUGCAACCACAUUCUGGACAGACAGUCAAUCCGUAUUGAAAUACAUUGCAAAUGACACCACAAGAUUUCACACUUUUGUUGCAAACAGAAUUUCCUUUAUUAGAAACCACACAGAAACAACACAGUGGAAGUACAUACCGACCAAACUGAACCCGGCUGACAUGGCGUCAAGAGGAGUGAGUGCAAGCACAUUGGUGAAGUGCAAGCAAUGGUUACAGGGACCAGAGUUUCUGUGGAGAUUGGAGGAGGAAUGGCCUCAAAACCCCAUGGAGACCCUCUCACUUGCUCAAGAUGACCCAGAGGUGAAAAGGAGCACCACUGUGUUCAGUGUUGUUGUGAAGGAGGACCAAACGGACAAUCCAACAAACCAGCUACUAGAGCACUUUUCAGACUGGCACAAACUAAAAAGAGCAGUAGCAUGGCACUUGAAAUUCAAAGAAACUCUUUUGCAAAAGGUGAGAAACAAAAAAAUUAGCUUGGACAUGACUAUUAACAUAGACCAACCCACAACUUUGAAUUUGGUUAAUCUGGGCAAAGCAGAGGAAAGCAUCGUUCAGUUUUGUCAAAUUCAAGGCUUUGCAAGGGAAAUUAAAAUGUUGAAGGAAGGGAAGGCUGUAAGCAAACAUAGCAGCAUCUGCAAGUUAGAUCCCAUUUUGGAAAAUGGAAUGUUGUGUGUUGGAGGCAGGCUGAACAGGUCAGCAAUGCCCAUUGAACAGAAGAGACCCGUGAUUCUUCCCAAAAACCAUCAUGUGGCAACACUGCUGAUUCGACACAUCCACCAGCAGCUUGGCCAUAGUGGAAGAAAUCAUGUCCUCUCUAAACUGCGUGAAAAAUAUUGGAUUGUGAAUGCCAACUCCACGACUAGAAAGGUCUUGACCAAGUGUGUUGUGUGCAGACGCUGGAGAGGCAAAUUGGGAGAGCAAAAGAUGGCAGAUCUGCCAAAAGAAAGACUGACACCUGACCUGCCACCUUUCACAAAUACUGGAGUUGACUACUUCGGACCCUUUGAGAUAAAGAAGGGACGAAGAUCCCUGAAAAGGUAUGGUGUGAUAUUUACAUGCAUGUCAAGUAGGGCCGUCCAUCUUGAAAUGGCUCGCUCCAUGGACACGGACUCCUGCAUCAAUGCCUUACGGCGAUUUGUAUGCAGACGAGGCCAGGUAGCCCACAUAAGGUCGGACAACGGCACUAAUCUGGUUGGGGCAAAAAAUGAACUUCAAAGAGCAAUAACUGAAUGGAAUAUACACAAAAUCCAGAGUGUGAUGCUGCAGAGAGGAGUGGAAUGGAGUUUCAACCCACCAGCAGCGUCCCAUCACGGAGGUGUUUGGGAGAGACUCAUUCGCAUGGUGCGACAAGUUCUUUAUUCCAUUUUGAAGCAACAACUACUUGAUGAUGAAAGCCUUGAAACACUUUUAUGCGAAGUUGAGUCAAUCCUAAACAGCCGUCCGAUAACAACUGUGAAGGAGGAUGGGCAGGAUGUUGAAGCACUAACGCCCAAUCACAUUCUUUUGUUGAACACCCAACCUGUGCUACCACCAGGACUCUUCAGCAAAUCCGACCAAUACACAAGAAGACGCUGGAGACAAGUGCAAUAUCUAGCAGACUUGUUUUGGAAAAGAUGGACCCAGGAAUAUCUCCCAAUGCUGCAAGAGAGACAGAAGUGGUUCAGAGUGAAGAGGGGGUUCCAAAGAGGAGAUGUAGUGCUUAUAGUGGACAACACUGCACCUCGAGGUUCCUGGCCCCUUGGAAGAGUCACUGAAGUUCGAGCUGAUUCUAAAGGUCUGGCUAGAAGCUUGACCAUUAGAACCAAGACUGGUUUCCUAGAGAGGCCAAUCACCAAGGUCUGCUUGCUUCUUGAGGGUUCAGAAGACCCAGAUCCAACUGAAAGAACUCUAAGAUGAGUACAAUGUUUAUUCUCUUUAUUUGUUAUGUUUGUUAUAGAUUAGGCUCCUUUCUUAUUAUUUUUUAAUGGUAAUUGGUACUUCAGGUCCCAAUUAGGGGCCGGUGUGUAGGAGCCAUUUGUUUAUUUUAGUUACUUGACAACAUACUUUCUUAAUUUCUAUAUAUCUUAUUUCUAUGCCAGUUUGUUUCCAUGUUUCCAUCUAUAGGUGAAGACGGGAACUGCGCCUUUAAAAGGCUGUGAUGCAGGACAGCAGCUGUGUCUGAUACAAGCUGAGACAGUCAUUGACCGUGAUUGGCACUGCAAACUUGGACUGAUCUUUUGUUAUACUCAAGUUUAAUUUGUUACAAUAAACCAUCAAAGGACACACAAUAA